Stylophora pistillata is the source of this 2747-nucleotide messenger RNA. Its product is annotated as solute carrier family 60 member 1. Gene Ontology annotation, molecular function: D-glucose transmembrane transporter activity. NCBI's taxonomy places the organism in Eukaryota, Metazoa, Cnidaria, Anthozoa, Scleractinia, Pocilloporidae. The record is from RefSeq and is a predicted model, not a curated record.
UAUAAUCACAAUAACAGCCCAAAUAAUGGAAGAUAAACAAUGAUUUGUUAUAUAGAGCGAAUAUACUUGAGUGAACUACAGGCGACAAGGCUAAUCUCAGAAAAUUUUUCACUCGCAAGCUUUGUUUGUUUUAAACGGAUUUUGUUCGCUCCAAAUCGUGUGACGUCACAAGCAUCUAUUUCCAUUCCGCGGUAUUUUAGAUCGAGACAAAAUGGAGUGAACUGAUUUCACAGAUUUCUGAUGCGUUUCGCUUGUUAGCGAACUGGAGAUCUGCGCUUAUAGUUCGCUGGCGUCUACACGAAAUACCACAAAAGAAUCAUUGACCAGCAUGUUGGAGAAUUUUUUUAGGGGAGAAGUGCCGAGUAUUUUUGAAACAACGAUCAAGCGGGAGAAAGGUUCGCUAUCGGAGGACAACUCACCAACAUCGAGACUAAAAAGUUACAGGAAUGAGGAGGAAUUUCUACGGAGCGUUAAGGCAACGAUAUGUUAUUGUGGUUCCUUCUGGACUUUUGGAAUGGCUGCUGCCGUAAUUGGACCAACCUUACUCGAACUGGGCUGUGUUACGAAUCGGCCGUUAAACGUAAUGAGUUGGUUAUUUUUUUCGCAAGCUUUAAGUGCUCUCUUUGGUUCUAGCAUAGGAGGAUUCUUGGCAGACAGGUACGACUGCAAUAUCAUACUGCUGUAUUGCGUGACGUCUGUAGCAAUCUAUCUUGCCAUAAUACCAGUGUGUCACGUGUUUGGCGUAAUGUUGGCAUUUUUCGCCCUGUUGGGGGUCCACAUGGGAGUGAUUGACACCGUGUCGAAUAGUGUCCUCAUCAAGAUUCAUGGGAAAAAGGUGGCGCCAAGGUUGCAAUCUCUUCACUUCUUUUACGGCCUGGGAGCAUUAGUCAGCCCAGUCAUUGCAGAGCCAUUUCUGCGGAGCGCGUGCCCAGAUGGACAUUUCAAGAGUAACAUCUUUGGUUGGACCUUGGAGAACUCGACCCUAGAGCGAUUGUCAGAGUACAGCAUUGACGGCUUUCAAGAUAUCGAUGUCAACCUGACAAUAAUAAAUGAAACCAUAUCAGAGAUGAUGGGCCCACGUCACUAUCAUACAAAGUCUUUUGUUCAAUACGCCUAUUGGCUUGUGGCACUUCUUCAGGUUCCCGUGCAGUCAGGUUUAUUUUAUCUCAUCUACAGGCAGCGAUACCUUAGACGCUGGUCACCAGAUAUUUUCGCUGGAAGGGUGGUAACUCUUGCCGCUUUGCCUGCUGGGAAUGGCGACGAAACUGAAAGUGAAGAUUUACCACAAGUGUUGAAACCAACCGCUGACUCUUCAAUAAGAUUAUCGCUGUGUAGUCUUCCCGCUAAGAUACCGCUGGUAACUAUCCUCGCUGGCCUGUUGUUAUUUCUGUUUGAUGGCCUACAGGGUGCAUAUGGUGGCUACUUAUACACGUACGCAGUCAAAAGCGAGAUGCGCAUGUCUCCGAGUCACGCUGCUUACCUUAAUUCUUUAUUCUGGUGUUCCUUCGCCGCUGGGAGAUUUAUUUCUAUCGUUGUUUCUGUGUUUCUGAUACCGGAUAAAAUGCUUUUUGUUAAUCUGUUUGGAUGCUUUACAGCAAUAUCCUUUAUGUUAUAUCUGCACGAUGUGUCUUUGGCAUUAUGGAUCGGCAGCGCGGCGUUUGGUUUGUUUAUGAGUUCUGUGUUUCCUUCCACUCUGUCUAUGGCUGAACACUACAUUGACGUCACAGGCUCCAUAACCAGCAUCCUAAUUGUUAGCUCUGCAACAGGAGAGAUGGUAUUCCCACUACUCAUCGGAAAGGCCUUCCCGCGGAAUGGACCGCUCUCCUUCCUUGUGAUCGGCUUCUUGGUUUGUACUUUCGCCCUUCUUGUUUUUCUGACUUUGCGCAUGACUGCCAAGGCACAGAUCAACCAACCAGUGCAUGAUGUUUAUCGUACCGCCAUAAAGCGCCUUUGCCGGUGUAACCAGGCCUGUGACGAUUGUGAAUACACCCCUCUGGUCACGUGUGACGAGGAAACUGAAGAAACUGGGAACGAUGAACUUAUUAGAGGAGAGGAAGCACAUAGAGUUGUGGAGCUUCAAAGUUAACAGAACCUAUCACGCCUGCACGAGAUGAGAUGUCUUCUGUUUUAAUACCUCUUCUAUUGUAUAAUUCAAUUCGGUUAAGCUAAAGAUACUUUCAAUAGUUUUGUUCGAAAGGGGCUUCUCUCCAUAAGCACUCCAUCAGAGAUUUAGACGAAGAACACUAUGAGUACCAAAUUUGACGGCAAGUUUUAAGAAAAAUAUUGAGAUGACAAGUAUCUCAAAAAAUUUAUUCACUUUUUAUGCGACAAGAAGACUAAUAGAAUUACUCCUGGUUAGGAUAAGCAAGGCUUUUUUAAUUUUUCUGAGAUUAAAAACAAAAUGAUUUGCCGUCAUCAAUUAACAAUUAAAAGUCAAAUGCAAACCAUUGACAAAAGUGGAGAAAUAAUUUUUGCUGACACCUCCUCAGUAUUCUGGGAGCUGCGAGCGGUGUUGUCCUUCCUGAAUGCCGUUUAAAAAGUUUUACUCCUUUUAUUCUAAGGAAGAGGGAAUGUUCUUUGUAAUAUUUUCAUAUUUGCUUUCUUUGGGAAUUUUUUGAAAAAUUUGGCGUUGGGAAAACGACUGCUUUCUCACGUUAGUUAGCUUUUAGGAAUUGUAAAUAUUUGGCAAGGAAUAUAAAGUAAAUAACGGAAUCAAUAAUCAAUUCAUUUUGGAAUUUCCAUUUCUC